CUAAUUAAAGAGGGCCUGACAUGGAGGACUACGAUGAAGAGCAAAUGUGUUCUGGCAUUGGUGCUGGCUUGUUCUCGGCAUGAUUGCGUUGCGUUGCAAUCGGGCAACGAGGAAGAAGUUUUGUCAAUUGCUCGCAACCAUGCCUGGAAUGAUGCAAUGACACAGAAAUCUGGUGAUCUGCUCAAGAAGAUCAGCGAUGAAACAGUCAGCAUUGCACAGCUCCGUCAGGAUAUUUGCGAUGCCAACACAGGAAUCAUUCGAGAACUGGCAAAAAAAGCAGAUAUUUCGGUUGCUGGUGGCAGGACUGCCAUGGAGAUUGCAAGUGAUGGUGCUGCUCUGGCUAAACGUUGCAUCCAGGAAAGAGUUACCAUGUCUCACUCUUUGGAGUUGCUCGCUGUCUUCUAUGAAUGAGCACAGUACCUGAGAGCUGAGUUCAGAGGUUGUGCUUAUCGCCAAAGCAUCGUACGGGAUGAGCUUUCUAGAACAAAAGUGGUUGCACUUCAUCCUCUGAAGCUCCUGGAGCUUUUGCCACCGCCAGAGCCUGUUGCUGCUGAAGAAUUAAAGAGAAGGCUGACGAAAAAAUAUGGAGGCCUCGAGCAAAGUGAUUACGUCACAUACAAUGGAUCUGUUCACUGUGAACAGAAGCUCCCUCCUGAAUAUAUCGUCCGCGGCAUUAGCAAGCUACCUUGCUUCUUGUGUGCCUUCCUCCUUGAAACAGUUGGCUCGCAUGGUAAACUCGUGGGGAACUUUCAGUGGCCUGAUAGUGUGUCCCGGGAGACUCUUCAGAGCUUCAUUCAGGUUAGUUUUGCUCUGCAGUUCUAAAAUUCGCUCAGUUCUUGUGUUCAGUUGGCCCGUCAGCUCGUGAAU
Messenger RNA from Selaginella moellendorffii, 867 nucleotides. RefSeq lists its product as uncharacterized. The record is from RefSeq and is a predicted model, not a curated record. The coding region runs from base 34 to 411 and encodes 125 amino acids. Lineage: Eukaryota; Viridiplantae; Streptophyta; Lycopodiopsida; Selaginellales; Selaginellaceae. The transcript has 5 exons.